AUGAAGCGCGUGAAUGAUCUGUUAGUUGGCCCACAAGGUUAUAUUGCAAAGCACCUGGCUCCAAAACUGUCGGUAAAUCAAACGGGUGUGUACAAUACGUUGAGUACUGAAUUAUCUGAUGUUGAGAACACCAUCAAGUCAACUGUAGGCGACAAACUGAAAACUGCUGGUUGUGUUGCCAACGGAACAUGCGAAUUAAAGGGCGUUCACAUCUCGUCUUCAGAUGACCAACCAGAAGAGAGGAAACGAAGGGAGACAAGCUUUGUUUCAUUUACCAUAGAACUUACAUGUGAUAAUACUAUAGAGAAAGACAAUUGCUAUGACUUACUGGCUGAGAUAGUGACUAUAUUCAACACCUUAGUAGAAAAUCUAGCGUUCACUAUACAAUAUGGUGGCGUUGACUACGACGUUGGUGUUAACAGUACGUACCUGGACGGUUUGGCGGAGUGCGAGCCAGGAUAUGCAUCCGUCUGGCAGUAUUGUGUAUCGUGUGGUAAGGGAACAUAUGCCACUAACGACUACUGUGAGAGCUGCCCUCGAGGCUACUACCAGGACGAGGAAGCACAGCCAUCGUGCAAGAAAUGUCCUGAUGGCUGGACCACUGCCGGACUUAUGUCUAGAGACAGCAUUCAUUGCAAUGUUGAACAACCUGAUGAAGACACCACAAUAAAUUGGAUUCUGUACAUUAUCAUUAUUGUGGUUGGAAUUUUCUUUAUAAUCCUGGCAGUUGUAGCAAUUGUUUACCGGACACAGAAAAGGGGGAAUGGGGUACAACCCAAUGUCAACACAUCUCGCAACAUUGGUAACGAAAAUUUAAAUUAUAGGUUUCAAAUGAGAUAUGUGGAACCAGCCCAUACUAUGUACAGCAGAAGUCACGACAAUGCGGAUGCUAAUUCCUUGGACGAUUUGAGGUUCGAUUCCACAACUUUCGACGGAGAACUAAAUGCCGCGGUUGAGUAUACGGAUGACUUUCAAGGUGCUUAUAAUAAUCCAAUUUACAAAGAUGCAAAUGAUGAUCAGGUGGCGAAUACAAAUGCGAGCGUUGCUUAUAUUACUUUAGAUAACAAUUUAGAUAAACCACCGUUAUCACCACCACCAGUAUACAAGGCAUGGGAAUAAAAUCGAUAUCCGAUAAACGUUUGACAAAGUACUCACUUUUAUGCGAGUGCCUACAUGAUUGUACCGGAAGUGCUAGAAGUCAAUUUAUAUAUCAAUACACCAAUUUUGAAUGCAUAGAAGACAUUUAGUGAUAUUUUGAUAAAUCUGUGAUAUUUAAAUUUGUGUUGUUAAUGUAAAAUUUUAUUUUGUUAUUUUAUAUAUUCUAGACAAACAUGAAACUUAUUUAUUACUAGUACAUACAUGUACAUAUUUUAUCAUAAAUAGCAGUAUAUACAUUAAAUGUUAUCGUUUUAACACAAAUAAAUUGCCUGUUUACUAAUGUUAAUUAUCAUAUGUUUUAAAUAUGUAUUUAUAUAUUGUAUAUUGUUAUAUUUUUUGUUGGUAUCUUAACAAUAUUACAUGUACUAACAUACUUGAAAAGUAAGUUAAACUACAAGCAGACAAAUAGUUCCCUGGUUAAUAAAUUUAUACAAUGUAUAUUUUACUUCUAAUGUUAUAUUAUAACAUAUUGGAUUUUUGUGAACCAAGCUUAAUAUUUGAAUAUUUAAAGGCUGCGCAUUAAUUAUUUGUUAAAAACAUGCAUGUAAUCUUCUAAAAUUAUUUACAAUUUGUAUUUGUCUAUAAAUUGUUCACUGAAAGUUAGCUAUACGAAGUUUUUUGAGAUCACAUUCAAUUCAGUGUCGUCGUUCGUUAAAGAUUAUUUUGCUUUAACUAUAAUGUCUUUCUAACGUAACGAAUGUACUUCAAACAUAAAAGUGUGCCUCUUAUCAUCACAAACAUCAAAUACUAGAAUUUAGCCAUUGAAAAUUAUUACUAUUUUGCACAUUUUAUAAGAGUACUUUUUUUAAUUUUAAGAGUUAUCUACCCCUUGAAUAUAGUAUAUCAUACAAAAUUGUUAUUAUUUUACACUAAUAUACAUGUGUACUUUUAUGAUUUCAAGAGAUAUCUACCCCUUGAAGGUGGUAUUUCAUACAAAAUUGUUAUUAUUUUACACAAAUAUACAUGUGUACUUUUAUGAUUUCAAGAGAUAUCUACCCCAUGAAGGUGGUAUUUCAUACAAAAUUGUUAUUAUUUUACACAAAUAUACAUGUGUACUUUUAUGAUUUCCAGAGUUAUCUACCCCUUGAAGAUAGUAUAUCAUACAAAAGUGUUAUUAUUUUACACAAGUAUACAUGUACUUUUAUAACUUCAAGAGAUAUCUUACCUUUGAAGAUAGUAUUCACUAGAAAAUUGUUACUUUUUUACACAAAUCUAACAUGUACUUUAUGAUUUCAAGAGUUAUCUAUCCUUUGAAGAUAGUAUUCACUAGCAAAUUGUUACUAUUUUACACAUAUCUGCAUGUACUUUUAUAAUUUCAAGAGUUAUCUAUCUAUUUGAAGAAAAUGUUACAUACAAAUGUGUUACAAACAUACAUGUGUAUUUAAAAAUUUUAAACAAUUAAUUAUACUUAUUUUUGUCAAAAUUUCACCUAAUAAGGGUCAUAAAUCUAGCAUCUGUAUUUCAGGAAUUAUGCCUUUAGAAUCUGUUGUGUCUAAAAUGAUUAUAUUUGAUAAAAAAAAUUCUUAUUAUUUAGGUAAUUCAUUAAACAUUUUAUUAAAUAGUUUAACUUCGAAUCACUUGUAUCACAUAUGACAAGGUUUGUAACUCUGGCAUCAAUAUUUUAAUGCUUAUUCUUGUCAAGUUUUUAUAACUUUUAACAUAACAUAGUUGGGAUUGUCUUCUCACACAUCACAUAUGUCAUAGUCUGUUUCAUGAAACAAUCCCUCUAAACUUUCUUGUUGUGUAUUAUUUUUAACACAACCUUUGGUUUUCAAUUAAAAAAAUUCAGUCAAUGUUUAAUCAACAUAUAUUUAUGCGCUAAAGUGGACAACUCAAUUUUUAUUUUCUGAUAUUAAUUACAUAUUUCUUAUAUUUAACCAUAUUUCUAAUUUGGUUAAGUCAUCCAGAAUUAUAAUAGUUGAGUGUGUCUUCUCCGGUACUUUCAGUGAAUUUUGAUGCAUGUUUGAUGUCUUUAACGCAUUUGAAGAAGGCAUUUUUAUUGAAAUUUUACCAUGUGACGGAUUGAGAGCAAUCGUAUGUACAUGUUUUUUAUUGUUUAUGUUUAUUAAAACAAAACAAUCCAACGUG
Ruditapes philippinarum (Manila clam) is the source of this 3246-nucleotide messenger RNA. RefSeq names its product sushi, von Willebrand factor type A, EGF and pentraxin domain-containing protein 1-like. NCBI's taxonomy places the organism in Eukaryota, Metazoa, Mollusca, Bivalvia, Venerida, Veneridae. The record is from RefSeq and is a predicted model, not a curated record. Bases 1 to 1119 code for a protein of 372 amino acids. The transcript is spliced from 9 exons.